Molecule: messenger RNA, 678 nt
Organism: Trichomonas vaginalis G3
Lineage: Eukaryota; Parabasalia; Trichomonadida; Trichomonadidae
Product: protein ubiquitination
Exons: 1
Coding region: 1-678 (225 amino acids)
Source: RefSeq, a predicted model, not a curated record
AUGAGUGAUAAGGUAAUUGAUCUUGUUCAUAAUUUUGAGUACAUCGCAGAACAUCACGAGAUAUUUAUUGAAGAUUGUAAACUGUUUACUGUAUUUGGAGAUGAAGAAAUCGAAAAAAUUUUGAAAUUAACAAAUUUAUCUCCAAAUGAAUUUAUUAGUCUUAUUCGACACAUCCCUUCAACAGUUAACGAAGAUAAAGCAUAUAUUCAUCUCCUUAAUGCAAAUGUUUCUUUAAACAAUUUCAAAGAAGCAAUAUCAAUUCUUACUGUAAUAAAAAAAAAGAUGAAAUUUCAAUUAUUCAAUAAUAUUAUUCCAAUCUUAAUCGAAAAAUACAACAAGUUGAUUGAAUCAACGAAAACAAUUGAUAAACUACAAUCUGAACUUAAUAAUGAAAAGAUUCAAAAUCAAAAAAGUCGAAAUCAAAUCAAUUCACUUAUCACACAAAUCAACGAUAAAGAAGCACUAAUAUCAAAAAUUUCUCAAGAAAACAACAAUUUUCAGAGCGAAAAUAACAAUCUCAACAACCAAAAUAACAACCUUAGGGAUGAAAACAGCAGUUUAGCUCAGAAUAAUAGAGAAAAAUUACUUUUAAAAAGAAAGAAAUCAAAAAGAGGGAUAAUCAAAUUGCUGAACUUACAUUUGACUUGGAUCAACAUAAGUAUAAAAUCAAUGAACUAA